AUGAGAUUUGUGUAUUUACGCUUCUUCUCCCGAUUUCGAUUCGAGCUUGACCACAGAAAGGCAGAAAGAUUGGGCGCAGCAGACAAUCAAAACAGCGCCUGCUCGCGAGACUUACAACAACUUUCUUUUUACCACCCAGAUUAUCCAGAAGCCCACAAAAAUCCUGAAAUCCUUUCGAAACAAUUAACAACUCAUAAUUGCCUCACUCAUCGUUACAUGCCACUUUACCAUCGAAGCAAUGACGAUGCAAGAAAAGAAAAGUCGAAUUUUUAUGAUCACAGAGAAAUCCCUAAUUUGUUCCAUAUGGUGUUCCUAAUAGAUAAGAGAAUUAGUCAAACUAUAAGCAGAGAGAUGGAGAAAAGUCAUGUUUCAAUUUUACUCGACCAUAACGAGUGUUUUAAAAGUGAUCUAUUUAGAGAUAUGUUGAACCUCCUUCUGCUUAUGUCUCUUUACAAGGACCUCACAGAGGGAAAGGAAAAGAUGGGAAGAAAAAAGGAAUCCCAUGAGUUACACAACAACAAGAAGCUCAUUUACUGUCAAGAGAAAUCACCAAAAAUUAGCUCGCAAUCUAAAACCUAA
This is a messenger RNA of Clunio marinus, 579 nucleotides long. NCBI's taxonomy places the organism in Eukaryota, Metazoa, Arthropoda, Insecta, Diptera, Chironomidae. The record is from the annotation of a GenBank genome assembly.